AUGACUCCCGCUGUCAAGUACGGCCAGAUAAUCGAGUACAUACCUGAUCGAUUGUAUUUAGCUGCCUACACCACUCCUCCCUCCGCCGACACCCUCUUCCCAUACCCCGACCCUCCUCCAUCGCGCCGCUCCCCGAGCAAGCGGUCGGCACGAGCUGUCGAUGGGCCCGCGGCCGUUCUCUCAGAGCGGGAUCGCACUCCUCCAUGCUACUUCUCGAUCGACGACACCCUCCUAUACAAUGCCUUCCACCACGAUUUUGGACCAUUGCACAUUGGCCACUUGUACCGAUUUGCCGUUCAGUUCCAUGAUAUCUUAGGGGCGCCCGAGAACAAGAGCAGGCCCGUGGUUUUCUGGAGCAAGGCGGACGCGCGGAGCCGAGCAAACGCGGCCUGUCUGCUGGCGGCUUACAUGGUCCUCAUCCAAGCUUGGGCUCCCCAUCUAGCUCUUGCGCCCAUUGCCCAAGCCGACCCACCUCUCAUGCCAUUCCGCGAUGCAGGAUACAGUCAAGCAGAUUAUGGAAUCACAGUACAGGAUGUUGUCUACGGUGUGUGGCGGGCAAAGGAACAAGGAUUUUGCGCUCUGCCGCAAUUCGACCUCGAGGAGUAUGAGCGAUACGAGAGAGUGGAUCAGGGCGAUUUCAAUUGGUUGACUCCGGACUUCCUCGCAUUUGCAUCUCCACAACACACUCCUGUAGCACCCAUCUCGCCGACAUCCCCUAUCUAUGCCACAUUACCAUCGACUCUGGAGGCAGUCGAUGCUCAUCCAACCCUUCCGGGCCCAUUCAAGAAUGUUCUCAAGCACUUCGUGGAGCGCAAUAUCGGCCUGGUGGUCCGUCUAAACUCCGAGUUGUACUCGCCAUCGUACUUUACUGCUCUUGGCAUCCAACACUUGGACAUGAUAUUCGACGAUGGAACGUGCCCCCCACUCAGCACCGUUCGAAAGUUCAUUACCCUGGCACAUGAGAUGAUUACUGUCAAGAAGAGAGGUAUUGCUGUACACUGCAAAGCUGGACUCGGACGCACUGGCUGUCUCAUUGGGGCUUACCUGAUCUACCGCUAUGCGUUCACUGCCAACGAGAUCAUCGCCUACAUGCGCUUCAUGCGACCCGGUAUGGUUGUUGGCCCCCAGCAACAUUGGCUGCAUCUGAACCAAGGUAUUUUCCGCGAGUGGUGGCUUGAGGAACAGUUCGAGAUCAAAAUGAAGGAGAAGAUGGCCAGCAUGGCACCACACACACCGACCAGGAACUCUCAGAAACAAUACUUAAUCGGCAAACAAAUUGCUACUCCUCCGAACGGAAGCAGACGGUCACCACUCGGUGAAGUUGACAACGAGCGUAACAGUAGUAUUGGUGUCCAAGACGACUGCUUGCCAGCCCCGACCCCAGGUCAACCUAGAAAGACUAGCCGAACAGCUGCCGACCGCCACCACCCAUACAGCCGCAACAUCUCAUACAGUACUACCGAAGAGGCUGAUCACGUGCUACAACGGGAAACCGAAGUGAUCUCUAUCCACCGUUCAUCGAACGAUGACCCAGACGGAGAGGAUGAGAUCCAAUUCCGCAUGCGAAGCAGCCGCAAGUCCUCACGAUCUCCCACAGGCCGCAGCAUUAGCCACACCACGACCACGAUAUACACCUCCGUCGACAAUGACAGCAGCAACGAUAUUGAGAAUAUCGGCGCCGGUCCUCGACCAAAGACUCCUGGGACUAUUAAGUCAGGAAGCGGCUCCAGCACUCUUGCCAAAGUCCGCGGAAGCGCGAAGCGAAGCGGCGAUGGAUCGCGAUGUGCUGACAAGCCUAUCGGUGUCCGAAAGACAAGUGGGAGGAUCGGGAGUAUCAACUCUUCGCGCAAGGUGUCGUCGGCAUAUGAAAAUGGGGUUGGCAUUGGCGUUGUCGGGUGA
This is a messenger RNA of Drepanopeziza brunnea f. sp. 'multigermtubi' MB_m1, 1899 nucleotides long. RefSeq lists its product as uncharacterized. Lineage: Eukaryota; Fungi; Ascomycota; Leotiomycetes; Helotiales; Drepanopezizaceae. The record is from RefSeq and is a predicted model, not a curated record. Gene Ontology annotation, cellular component: spindle pole; mitotic spindle; nucleolus. Gene Ontology annotation, biological process: microtubule cytoskeleton organization; regulation of exit from mitosis; positive regulation of cytokinesis. Gene Ontology annotation, molecular function: protein tyrosine phosphatase activity; protein tyrosine/serine/threonine phosphatase activity; protein serine/threonine phosphatase activity.